Messenger RNA from Papilio machaon (common yellow swallowtail), 1438 nucleotides. RefSeq lists its product as uncharacterized. The record is from RefSeq and is a predicted model, not a curated record. Lineage: Eukaryota; Metazoa; Arthropoda; Insecta; Lepidoptera; Papilionidae. The transcript is spliced from 2 exons. The coding region runs from base 299 to 1438 and encodes 379 amino acids.
GUGUCCGCAUCGGGAUCAGCUGACUGGCCGUUUUGCUCUUUUAGCAAUAGUCUGCGCGGUUUGGCUUUGUUUAUUUCGCUUUACUUAGCACGUUAUUCGCUCGUACGUAUUUUUAAUUUAUCUUGAUUUUAACAAUGGCCGAAGACUUAAGGCACUGGUCCGUGCUCGUAGUACCAUAAAAUCGAGAAUUACUAUAUUCACCAAACAUUUUAAUAAUGUCAAAACGAAUGACUAUAAAACUAUUACUGAAAUACAAAUUGAUGAACUUCAAUUUAAACUAGAUCGGUUCCAAUCAUUAAUGUCGCAAUUUGAUGAAAUUCAAGGAAAGAUCGAAAUGUUGUCUUCUGAUUCUGAAGAACAGAUAAAUGAAAGGGAUGUUAUGGAAGAUAAUUUUGGUUCAUUAAUCUGUCAAGUGAAAAAAUAUAUUGAAGGGUUUCAUAACUUUCAUAAUAAUGGCGAAAAUGAUUUGGUAGUUAAUUCACAUUCAUCCAAACACUCCAAAUCAUUUAAUAUCAAAUUGCCGACUAUAGAUUUGCCUCACUUUGAUGGAAAUUCAUUAAAAUGGUUAGAAUUUCGCGAUACGUUUAAUUCAUUAGUAAAUGAAAAUGACCAAAUUCCGGAGAUUAAUAAGUUCCACUAUUUACGUUCCUCGCUAAGAGAUGGCGCUAUUGUCGUCAUAAACUCAAUUGCUUUUACGGCUGCAAAUAAUAAAUUAGCAUGGGAGAUGCUUUGUAAUAGGUACGAUAAUACUAGGCUGUUAGUGAAUAAUCACUUGAAAUCAUUAUUUUCCUUUCAACCUCUUACUAAGGAAUCUCACCAAUCAUUACGUUAUAUGAUUGAUUAUUUUACCAAAAAUUUACGAUCACUUAAUGUUUUAAAUGAACCGACCGAUUCUUGGGAUCCAUUAAUUAUAUUUAUGAUGACGAUCAAACUAGAUGGCGUCACUAGUUGUAAAUGGGAGGAAUAUAGAAGUUCUUUACCGGACUCUCUCUGCCUGGACGAUUUUUAUAUAUUUCUUCGUAAUCGAGCUGAUAUUUUAGAAACACUACAAUUUAACAAAUCUGAUAAUUUUAAAUACGAAAAAGGUUCUCAUAGAUAUGAUCCAAAAGUAACAAGAUCCUUUGUAAUAACCAAUAAACGCACAAAUAAUAAAUCUUGUGUUGUUUGCAAAGGGAAUCAUUUAUUACAUAAUUGCGAUCAGUUUAGAAACAUGAGAGUGGAAACUCGGUUGAGUGAAGUUGCCAGACUUAAUCUUUGCGCCAACUGUCUGCGACCGGGCCAUCGUCCCUCUCGAUGCUUUCGUCAAUGCUGUCGUCUAUGUAACAUAAAACACAAUACGUUUUUGCAUAUGGAAGAGGCAAAGACAGUGAACUACCUCACUCACCCGGCAGCGUUCACGGCGACGAUAAUAAUACCGAAGUUUCGUUGUCCGCCGUGA